Lottia gigantea (owl limpet) is the source of this 537-nucleotide messenger RNA. RefSeq lists its product as hypothetical. The record is from RefSeq and is a predicted model, not a curated record. Gene Ontology annotation, molecular function: double-stranded RNA binding; nucleotidyltransferase activity; tRNA binding. The annotation marks the transcript as partial. The transcript is spliced from 3 exons. Gene Ontology annotation, biological process: regulation of translational fidelity. Gene Ontology annotation, cellular component: cytoplasm. NCBI's taxonomy places the organism in Eukaryota, Metazoa, Mollusca, Gastropoda, Lottiidae.
UUACUAUCAGGGGGAGUUAUAGCUGUACCAACUGAUACUAUAUAUGGUAUUGCUGCCCUCUCGCAGAAUGUUGAUGCUAUAAAUAGAAUAUAUGAUAUUAAACAGCGUAAUUCAUUAAAACCAAUUGCUGUCAGUGUUGGAGAGGUUGAAGAUAUUUUCAGAUGGAGUAAAGUGACAGUUAGUAAAGAGUUCUUAAACGAGUUAUUACCUGGACCAGUUACUGUGGUGAUGGAAAGGAAGCCUGAAUUAAACCCACAACUCAAUCCAGAUACAAACCUAAUAGGCAUUAGAAUUCCUGAUCAUAAUUUUAUACGUCAAAUCUCCAGAUUAUGUGGUCAACCCAUUGCUUUAACAAGUGCUAACAUCAGUAGUAAUAGAAGCACUUUAGCCAUUAAGGAAUUUGAAGACUUAUGGCCCAACUUGGACCUGAUAGUUGAUGGUGGAAUGUUAGGUAAUUGUCAAGCUAGUCGUUUGGGGUCCACAGUAGUUGAUCUUUCUCUAGUUGGAAAAUAUGACAUAAUAAGACAAGGAAGGUAA